Messenger RNA from Brugia malayi, 3762 nucleotides. It is a transcript of the gene Bma-nkcc-1, whose product is annotated as Glycoprotein X precursor, putative. Gene Ontology annotation, cellular component: membrane. The coding region runs from base 1 to 3762 and encodes 1253 amino acids. Gene Ontology annotation, biological process: potassium ion import across plasma membrane; chloride ion homeostasis; potassium ion homeostasis. The transcript is spliced from 27 exons. The record is from RefSeq and is a predicted model, not a curated record. Lineage: Eukaryota; Metazoa; Nematoda; Chromadorea; Rhabditida; Onchocercidae. Gene Ontology annotation, molecular function: sodium:potassium:chloride symporter activity.
AUGAAUCGAUUUGAGGUGUCAUCGAAUAUGGGAAGUGCUGGUGAAGUGUUACCUGAAAUGAUGGAAGAAGAUUCUCGGCCAGCGAUCAGUACAAAUGGAAUUGCAAAUAUUGCUAGUGGUGCGCAAGUGUCACCAUCCAGCGCUAAUGGAGCGGAACGAACAGUAAGAUUUUCAGUGGAAAAUGACGCCGAAGGACGACAACAUUCUGGUGAAGCAGAUGAACAUACUGUAACAUUUAAUUUAAAAAGUUGGAGGAAUAUGCAAACCAUUGAACAUCCACCUAUUAUUGAUUUCUAUCGUAAUUCGGUGGAUGAAGGUGGUGGUAUAACUUCAAGACCAUCCAUGAAACAACUGAUACAUGGUGAGAAUGCCCAGGAUACUGUAAUUGGGAUCGAUGAAUUUAAGAAAGACGCGGACGAUAUAAUAAAUGGGGAAAGGGAGACAACAGCAAAACUUAGUAAAUUUGAGCCUCCGGCACCUGUCACGCGCACUAAAUUCGGUUGGAUUCAGGGUGUUUUCGUGCGUUGCAUAUUGAAUAUCUUCGGUGUAAUGCUUUACUUACGUAUUAGUUGGGUUGCCGGACAAGCUGGAAUCGCUCUAGGAUGCGCAGUUGUACUCCUUGCAUCUUUGGUGACAUUUAUCACAGCACUUUCGACAUGCGCUAUUUGUACAAAUGGUGAUAUCAAAGGUGGUGGUGCUUAUUUUUUGAUCAGUCGUUCAUUGGGCCCAGAAUUUGGUGGUUCAAUUGGUUUGAUAUUUUCGGUAGCAAAUGCGGUUGGUGCAGCGAUGUAUGUGGUUGGAUUUGCUGAAACGGUACGAGACUUGUUAAAAGAGAAUAAUUAUGCAGUGAUUGACGGUGGGAUGAACGACGUACGAGUCAUCGGUCUCGUGUCCUGUUGCAUACUAAUGGCAAUUGUAUUUAUUGGGACAAGUUUUGAGAGUAAGAUGCAAGUUGGUCUGCUAGCUAUUUUAACAUUAUCCAUUAUCGAUUACUUUGUCGGAACUUUUGUACCGGUUUCGGAAAAUCAGUUAUAUCGUGGCAUUACAGGCUACAGCUUUACUACGAUGACCGACAAUAUGCUUCCGAAUUUUCAAGGCGGUGAGACAUUUUUUUCAGUAUUUGCAGUAUAUUUUCCGGCUGCAACAGGGAUAAUGGCAGGUGCAAAUAUCAGUGGUGAUUUAGCAGACCCUCAGCAUGCUAUACCAAAAGGUACAUUGUUAGCUAUAGCUGUAACAACAGUUAUAUAUCUGUUGGUCGUGUUUGCAACCGGAUCAACCUGUGUACGGUACGCUGACGGUUACCAGCAACCGUAUAUCAUCAAUAAUUCUUAUUUUAUUCCGGAUUGUGCACAAAAUAACACAUGUCCAUAUGGUCUAAUGAAUUAUUUUCAGGUAAUGGAAAAUGAAAGCUUUUAUGGUCCAUUGAUCACAGCUGGCAUUUUUGCUGCCACCUUAAGUUCGGCUCUAGCUAGUCUUGUUAGUGCACCGAAGAUUUUCCAGGCCGUAUGCAAGGAUCGUCUCUUCCCGAAAGUCGGAUUCUUUGCACGCGGUUAUGGCAAGGACGAAGAGCCGCGACGAGCUUAUGUACUUAUCUUCGUAAUCGCUUUGAUAAUGAUUCUAAUCGGCGAACUGAAUGCAAUAGCACCAAUAAUUUCAAACUUUUUCUUGGCAUCUUAUGCACUCGUUAAUUAUUCAUGCUUUGAUGCUUCAUUUGCUGAUUCACCAGGGUUUCGACCUGCUUUCAAAUACUACAACAUGUGGGUGUCACUAACCGGGGCAUUGCUAUGUAUCAGUGUUAUGUUUAUCGUGUCGUGGUCCACAGCACUGCUCACAUUCUUUUUCUUUGCAAUGUUAUUUUUGUAUAUAUUAUAUCGUAAACCUGAUGUCAACUGGGGGUCAUCAACGCAGGCUCACACGUACAAGAAUGCAUUGCAAGCUAUGCAGAAGUUAGCCGUUACCGAAGAGCACGUCAAAAAUUACCGACCUCAGGUUUUGUUACUGGCUGGUAAUCCGGCAGCUCGACCAUCUCUAGUUGAUUUUGCUUAUAAUAUCACGAAAGGAUCCAGUUUGAUGAUUUGUGGUUUUGUGGUACCGUAUGAGCCAUGUGAUCGCGUAUUUGCGUUACUUAGAAAGUUGGAUGUUCAAAUGAAUGAAUGGCUCAGGAAACGUCACGUAAAAUCGUUUUAUGUUUCCGUAGCUAGCCCUAGUCUCCGUACUGGUGCUCAAACAUUACUUCAGGUUGCCGGUCUUGGAAAAUUGAAACCGAAUAUUUUGAUUACUGGUUUCAAAAGAAACUGGGCUGAUCGUGGCGUAGAAGGACUAAAUGAAAUCAACGAUUAUUUUGGAGUGAUUCAAGAUGCCUUCGAAAGUCGAAUGGGAGUAGCGGUUUUGAGGAAUUCUCGAAGUGGUCUUGAUUAUAGUGAACUGAUGAAACGACACAAUGUAGGUGAUACAGCUCGACUCAAUUUACCGGAAAUAAGCCGAUCAUCAAAUUCGACAAAAGCAGAUGGUGGAACAGUUCAUUUGGAUAUGCAAGAAAACAAAUCAACAGAAAAUAAUAAUAAUGCUGACAAAAAAGUGAAAGAUAAUUCAGAACAAAGUGUGAGUAUUGAUCAAGAUCAAGGUGGCAAUGCAGCGAUGCGAUUGCAUCGACAAAAGGCCAUUGAUGCGGGAGGUGGUGGAAAAAGCGCUAAAGCGGUCAGUGCCGCAAAUCCGGAAAAACUCGCAACAGCGAAUACAAACGAUGCUUUGAAUGUAGAACACUUUGAGUCCAUUAAUGAAUCUCUACUUUUCGGCAACAUUCUACACCUCGCCGCAACCGGAUCAUAUCUGGCGAACUGUCCAUUGGAAUGUUUUGAUGAAGAAAGAAAUGACGUUGAAGUGGAUGCACCUGUCGCAGAAAAUGUUAGCGAUGAUAUGGACGAGGAUGGCGACGAAUAUUCGGAUGAGAAAACACGACUAACAAAAGAUGACAGUGAUGGAAAUCAUCGUCAUCAUCAUAUUGCUAUUAUUAAUCGUGAUAAUAAUAAUAGUAACGAUGGUGCUAAUAAUAAUGGUGAUGAUAAUAUUACUGAUAACGAUAAGGUGCUUGGAAUAUCCGAAUCAACUAGACGACAUUCAUUGUAUGACAGUUUUCGACGAUCACAUCGUCCAACUGCCGCCCAACGUGAACUUGUCGCAUCGAUUUGUCGUUUCCAUCGUAAAAUUAAAAGUGCAGUAAUUGAUGUUUGGUGGUUAUAUGAUGACGGUGGUUUAACUCUUCUUGUUCCACAUCUGUUAACACUACCAAAAAGUUACUUAGAAAAUGCUCGAUUACGUGUCUUCACUAUUUCAACAUCACCAACUUUAAUGGAACAGGAACAAAGGAGUAUGGCAGCACUGUUAACCAAAUUCCGGAUUGACUUCUCCGAUGUUUUCGUGAUGCCGGAUAUUGGCAGGAAACCUAAUGUACAAACCAUUGAAACAUUUUCCGAGCUUAUCAAACCGUUUAUUUGUGAGGAUGAUAAUGUUCAACCGGGUAUGAUUACACAAUCGGAAUUAGAAGCUCAAAAACAUAGGACCAAUCGACAUCUCAGAUGUUCUGAGCUACUCCACGAGUUAUCUUCUAAUGCUGACCUCAUUGUCUUAACAUUACCAGUGCCACGAUUCGGUUUUGUCAGCAGUUGUUUAUACAUGGCGUGGCUGGACAUGAUGACACGAGACUUGCCGCCCACGUUGAUGAUACGUGGCAAUCAAACAUCUGUCCUCACGUUUUAUUCAUAG